This is a messenger RNA of Aspergillus calidoustus, 666 nucleotides long. NCBI's taxonomy places the organism in Eukaryota, Fungi, Ascomycota, Eurotiomycetes, Eurotiales, Aspergillaceae. The record is from the annotation of a GenBank genome assembly.
AUGGAAGAGGGAAUUGAAUUGAGUUUGGGGUGGCGAAAGUCCGCACGAUUUGUUGUUGCUCUGGAGGAGUUCUGCACUGUGGGUGGUGCGCGCAUCUACUCCGUACACAGUGGGGACGUGAUGGGGUUUCUUUUCUUUUGCAAGCUCGACAGCGACAGACAGCUGAUGCCUUUUCUUCUGCAUGCCACGUAUCCAAGUCCGGCGUCCACUAAUUCCCCGUCGAUCCAUCGGAGCUUCAAGACUACGAGCUACUUCUGUUGCACGUGGCACAGUGUCUGCAGAUGCUGUUUGUCUCUGGCUCCAUUUAUGAGCUCCAGCUCCUCGCGAGCCACUAACUUUGACGACUCAGAGUGGCUCCCUCAUCCUCCUCGGGCUUCCACCUUCGGCUGCCCUGAACCUCACUCUGCCUCCUCUCCACUUUCCAUAUUUCCUGGGCUUCUCGUGAGUUUAAUCCUCGUCUUCACCCAACGCCCUCUCGACAUUCAACAGAGAGAUUUGCACCCCUUCAUCCCAUCGUCCCCGCUGCCGAGCUCCUCCCCAGCGGCAAGGCAACCAUCAAAUCCCAGCGCUUCCCAUUCUGAUUUCCACACACCUCGUGCUACAACCGUUUUUUACGUGCCUUUGAGAUCGAAUUGCGAGACCCAUAUACCUCAAAUUACCUUCUAG